AUGGACGCAGACCUAUAUGAUGAAUUCGGAAAUUACAUUGGCCCAAACAUAGCGUCAGAUGAGGAGGAAAUUGAAGAUGACAGCGGUGGCGAGGAUGAUGGUGGUGAUGAGGAGACACCAGAACAAGCAAUUGAUCACAUCGAGAAGCCCGAUGAAUCCCUUGCCUCUGCCAUGCUUGUUUUGGAUUCCAUGUUUUGCAACAAAUUUCUCCGAUAA
Molecule: messenger RNA, 216 nt
Organism: Dibothriocephalus latus
Lineage: Eukaryota; Metazoa; Platyhelminthes; Cestoda; Diphyllobothriidea; Diphyllobothriidae
Source: the annotation of a GenBank genome assembly